This is a messenger RNA of Asterias rubens (European starfish), 2129 nucleotides long. RefSeq lists its product as uncharacterized. The transcript has 4 exons. Gene Ontology annotation, molecular function: transmembrane transporter activity. Gene Ontology annotation, cellular component: membrane. Gene Ontology annotation, biological process: transmembrane transport. NCBI's taxonomy places the organism in Eukaryota, Metazoa, Echinodermata, Asteroidea, Forcipulatida, Asteriidae. The record is from RefSeq and is a predicted model, not a curated record. Bases 414 to 2129 code for a protein of 571 amino acids.
AGACCUACAUUGAAUGUCUUAGAGUAGAGCGUCCAGAUUGCAUUGUUAAGUCUCAAAAGCUAUUGGAAUAACAAAAGAGUAACAAGGGUCUCCAGCCCGUCCGGACUCGAGAGUGACUUGUUUUGCUCUCUGGCCUCAGUACAUGUCUAACGGUACACGCUGUAAACUUGUCAUCUUUAGUGCUAUAGCACACCAAGGUGUAGUGUAGACAACUGGCGACCACCGACCCAACGUUGCAUCAAGAUAGUUGCUUACUGAAUGGUAGUGUCCGGUGAACAAUUCCACAUUUCAGCCGGAGUUGAUUGACUGUGUUUUCUGACUGCACCCACGAUCUCAGGCUGCUUGGUCGUCUGCUAUUCCGAAAUUUAUUUGAUGGUCUUGCAAACUCGGUAGAAUAAGAUUUGCAACCAACCAUGAAAUCCACGGACUCUAUGAAGACUCUCUAUGAGAUUCUGAGGCAUGUUAGCGUCGAACCAAUAAUGUUCAUCAUCUCGAUGACGACGUUCAUGCGGCAGCCUACCAACCAACUCCUCGUCUUACACAAAGUAUGUCUCCUCAACUACAACGCCACGACAUGCAACCACAUUAUGACUGUCGAUGUUGAGAAUGAUAUCCAAGCCGACACAGCUUACUGGAAUUUCUACCUGAAGAUGGCACUCUUAAUCCCCGGGGCGGUUGUGUCCUCCCUCUACGGCCCGCUCAGUGACAAACUCGGGCGUCGAGUAUUCUUAAUCAUCCCGUCCGUUGGAAACAUCUUCGGGGCAGUUGCGUUAAUAAUCCAGUCUGAGAUACCCCUGAUGCCUCUGGAGUAUCUGCUUGCGACUGAACUUAUUGUUGGACUAUCGGGAAAUGUCGUGACAACGUAUGUGGUAGCCAAGAGCUACCUGUGCGACAUAACCGACCGAACGAACCGGACUAAGCGACUGGGAGUGGUCAAGUCCAUGUCAUAUUUCGGCGGGCCUGUGGGUGCUUUCUUGUCUGGUAUUCUGGUUGAUAGAGAAGGCUUCGCUUCUGUUUAUUAUAUCAUAGCUGGUAUCCAUGUUUUUAUUGUUAUCUAUGUAGCUGUCUGGCUUCAAGAGAGUCGGGGUGCGGAUCACCACGAUAAAGGGGGUGAUUUAGAGUUGGAGGACGGGAUGGGGGAACACAGCGAGCAGGAAGACCACCACAAGGAUGGGGCAGAAAAGGAGGUAGACGAAACGACGGAUGACGCAUCAACACGGAAGGAAAACAAGACAGAUGAAGAUAACGUGAUGUGUAGACUCUGUGGCGUCACUCGUCAGGGUCUUACUGAAGUGUUCAAGGGGAUAGAGAACAUGCUGUUCGUGUGCUUCCGAGAGAGAGUCGGCUUCAGACGGAAACACCUUGUUAUUGUCCAGCUCAUUGGUAUUAUUCAUAAUAUUGGAUCCUCAGCUGAUGCUGUUUAUCAUCAACAGUGUAGUGUGAAUUUCAGAACUGAAAGACAGAUACCCCAGGCUUAUUCUGAAGAUGGCCCAAGCACCGCCAAAAAGAUAAAAAUAGGCAGACCCAAAGAAGAGGUGAGAAUAACAGCAUUCUUACAGGUUGCAGAAUUUCUGGAAGAAAAUGAUGAUGAACAAACCACAGUAGGUGAACUAGUAGCAAAAAUGGCAGACUAUCUAAAAGAUACAGGGCAUGAGGCCUAUAGUGCGGUGUACAUGAAAAAGAAACUACUAGAACACUUCGGAGACAGAAUCAUUGUAACCGAAAUUAAUGGAAAACAUGGUGUUGUGACAUUUCGCAACACAGCAAAUUAUAUUCUGUAUGAAUUUCACAAGCAACCAAAGAAUGAGACACCGGAAAAGGAGAAAAUGAGAAUAAUAGAGACUGCUGCCAAACUUAUUCAGAGUGAUGUCAAGUUUCGGAAUAUCACCGCUGAUGCAUACCCAAGUCCGGCGGAAAUGUCCUCUACCACUGCAUCACUUGAUUUUAUCCCAGAUUCACUUCAGAGGCUGUUAAGGACUAUGUUUGCUGGCAAAAAUGUAGACAUCAAGCUGGCAUCCAUUGGGCAGGCCAUCAUGCAAGCAAUAAGGCCAAGGGUCCAAUGUAGACAUCAAGCUGGCAUCCAUUGGGCAGGCCAUCAUGCAAGCAAUAAGGCCAAGGGUCCAAUGUAG